AUGUACAAGAAAACAUCAAAGUAUAUGCUUUCUGAGUAUUGCGAUGCAAAUUACGCUGGAGACAGAUUGGAACGUAAAAGCACAUCUAUGAACUAUCAGUUUCUAGGAGGAAACCUCAUUUCAUGGGCUAGAAAAAGACAAUCAACCAUUUCAUUCUCAACUGUAGAAGCAGAAUACAUUUUAGCUUCACUAUGCAGCACUCAGAUGCUCUAUAUGAAGAAUCAGCUUGAGGACUUUCAGAUAUAUGAGAAACCCCACAACUCUGAAACUAACACAUCCUCACCCCCUCUACAAAAAUUCGACCUCACAACCAUAACUCUCCCCGUAUCUGAGGCCCUGCUUUUCAAUGAACCCAUUUCACCUCUCUUAUCUACUCCCUCAUCUCCUCCAUACUAUGACCUUUCUUCUGACUCUGAACAACCAAAAGUUCCUGACCCUUCCUCUCCCACCUUGGCACAACUCCAAGCCACAACAAACUCUGAAAAGUCUACGUCUGUCCCAGAAACUUCUGAGCCUAUACCAUCUCCCUCCACACCUCCUUCAACAGCCUCAAAAACUCUACCAUCUUUUGAACCUCCCAAUGAACCCUCUGAAACCUCUCAAAUUCCCUCUAAACCCAUUCAUCCAACCUCUGAACCUGAACCAACCUUUUCAACCCUGGAAGAGGUAUUUGCUAUAUUCUCAGAAAGCUCAACUGCGAGGCUCAGACAACUAUCUGAAGAAUCCAGACUAAGUGACAAUCCUUCGAAAGUAAGGACUCACUGGAAUGGAUUUCUCAGAUGGAUGACAUUUGAGGUCUUUAAGCUUAAAGGAGUCUCUGAACAAGUCAGAAAUGACUACAUCAGAGGAGAUGAAGAAAGACUAGAGGCGCGUCUAGCGCAAGAAGAUGAAGAGAAGGCCAGGAAGGAAGUUGAGGAAAAAGCUGCCACUAAAGCUGCUACUGUAGAAGCUGAAGCUAAAGCUAGAGCUGACACUGAAGAAGCAACACACAUAGUUGCAGAGGAGGCUACAAAGACUACUAAAGUUGCUCUGACUCGAGGUGAGUCAUCUACAUUUGAUAUUGCUUCGUUGCAUCGUUACGGAGGACAGUUUCAACUAGGUGUUAUGGACUUGGACAUGACAUUGAUAAUCGAUGAGAAGCCUGCAUCCAUUACGGAGGACAGUACGGAAGAUGAAAUGUCUUUUUUUGAGGCUUGGGAAAGAUCCAACAGGUUGUCUUUGAACUUGAUGAGAAUGACAAUGGCAGAAAAUGUUAAGUCAUCUAUACCCAACACUGAAAAUGCAAGGGAACUUAUGAAAAGUGUGAAAUAG
Molecule: messenger RNA, 1311 nt
Organism: Lathyrus oleraceus (garden pea)
Lineage: Eukaryota; Viridiplantae; Streptophyta; Magnoliopsida; Fabales; Fabaceae
Exons: 3
Coding region: 1-1311 (436 amino acids)
Source: RefSeq, a predicted model, not a curated record